Messenger RNA from Helianthus annuus (common sunflower), 3380 nucleotides. RefSeq names its product protein TRANSPARENT TESTA 9. Gene Ontology annotation, cellular component: late endosome; endolysosome membrane. The coding region runs from base 793 to 3258 and encodes 821 amino acids. NCBI's taxonomy places the organism in Eukaryota, Viridiplantae, Streptophyta, Magnoliopsida, Asterales, Asteraceae. The record is from RefSeq and is a predicted model, not a curated record. Gene Ontology annotation, biological process: endosomal transport; endosome to lysosome transport; regulation of autophagosome maturation. The transcript is spliced from 21 exons.
UGCUUUAACCGGAGUUAAUCGCCAACCGACGAUCCGCCACCGUCUCUUCAUUUUCUCCGGCCAAAAUUUCACACAUUCAACACCAGAAAUAUAUAUACACGCUCACACAACAAUCGGUGGUGUUUGAUCGUUGAUUUCGCUAGGUUUUCCCGCUAAAACUUCCAAAUUUGAGCCCUGAUUUCCGACUUUUCACAGCCAACGAAGAUUUGUGCUGAAUGUCAAAAUCGCAAUCCUGAUGUUCACCGAGAAUUGUGAAAUUCAAGCAAUAAUCAACAAUCGGAGGUUUUUCGCCGUUGAUUUCGGUAGGUCUUCUGGUAGAAAUUACGAAUUUGAGCCCUAGUUUCUUACUAUUGAUAGUGAACGAAGAUUUGAACUUAUGAAUAGCGGAAUCUCAAUUUCGUAAUCCUGAUAUUCAUCGAGGAUAUGAAAUUCAAUAAAAAAAUAACAAUCGGACUAUCGGAGGUUUUUCAUCGUUGAUUUCGGGAGAUUUUUCUGUUAUAAAUUUUGAAUUUGAGCCCUAAUUGCUUACUUUUGAUAGUGACUGAAGAUUUGAACUGACGGAAGGGAGAAUGUCAGUUUCCUGAUCCUGAUGUUCUUCGAGGAUGUGAAGUUCAAUCAAUAAUCAACAAUUGGAGGUUUUUGAUCGUUGAUUUCUGUAGGUUUUUUUCGGUAUAAGGUUCGAAUUUGAGCCCUAAUUGCUUACUUUUGAGCAAAAUGUCAAUUUCGUGAUCCUGAUGAUCACUGAGGAUGUGAAAUUCAGACUCGUGGAAGUUGUUCUGAUAGGAGAAAAUCAUGUGGUUUUCGUUUUGGAGAUCUAGAGAUCGAUUCACUUUGGAUGAACUCAGAUAUUUUACCGAACAGCUGAUGAUAAUUGAAGUUGUUGAUGACGUGAACAAGGAUUUUGUGAGGGAGGCACUGAGAUCAAUUGCAGCGUUGAUUACAUAUGGCGACCAGCAUGACUCAGAAUUCUUUGAGGUUUUUAUGGAGAAGCAAAUCAUGGGGGAAUUUAUACGCAUACUAAAGAUCAAUAAGCAUGAGAUUGUUGCACUUCAAUUGCUACAAACAAUGAGCAUUAUGAUUCAAAACCUGAAAAGUGAUCACUCCAUAUAUUAUUUGUUCAGCAAUGAACACAUAAACUUCCUUAUUACUUAUUCUUUUGACUUCCGGAAUGAAGAGCUAUUGUCAUACUAUAUAUCCUUCCUCAGAGCAAUCAGUGGGAAAUUAAACAAGGAUACCAUAUCUUUGCUUGUUAAGACUGAAAAGGAGGAUAUAGUUGCCUUUCCACUAUAUGUUCAGGCAAUUCGUUUUGCCUUCCAUGAAGAGAGCAUGAUUCGUACUGCAGUUCGUGCGUUGACACUAAAUAUUUAUCAUGUGGGAGAUGUACAUAUUAACAAAUAUAUCGCAAGUACCCCCCAUGACGACUACUUUUUGAACUUCGUUAAAUUUUUUAGAGAUCACUGCAUUAUCUUAAAUGGAAUGGUAUCUUCUACCACAGAGAGCCAGAGUCCAGAACCAACCUCUAGCAUACUCUCUGCAGUGGAUGAAGUUGAAGACAAUCUAUACUAUCUUAAUGAUGUUGUAUCUGCUGGGAUUCCAAAUGUUGGGAUGCUAAUAACCGACAGCAUGUUGAAACUCCUCGUAUUUCCAAUGCUUCUUCCUUCUCUAAGAGUUGAAGUUUCUGACGGAAAGAAGUUCAGUUCUGUCACUUCUCUUUAUUUGUUAAGUUGCAUAUUGCGGAUCCUUAAGAUUAAAGAUCUAGCGAAUAUCGUUGCAGCUGCCCUAAUUUGUUCUAUUGAACCCCCUAAUGGCUUCAGGGAAGACCAUGAUGAAACUCAUGGCGAUAGCCAUGUAGAUGAUGAGAAACCAAGUGGAAUUCUGAAUUCUAGUAACAUGAUAAUUUCUAUUCCAAGUUUAUCUAGCACAUCAUGCGUUCAACAUAGCUGUUUGAGUUCUGCUUCAGUUUUAAGGGAUGCUUUGAUCUCUUACAUCACAAGUGGAAAGGAUAUGCAAGUGGUUGGUUCUUUGAGUUUAUUGGCCACUAUCUUGCAAGCUAAAGAGCUUGAUGAAUCAUUGCUAGAUGCUCUUGGAAUCCUUCCACAACGUAAACAACAUAAGAAAUUAUUGCUGGCGUUGGUUGGUGAAGACACUGGUGAAGAGCAGCUUUUUGCUUCAGAAAAUUGCACAUCGAACGAUUGUAUGGAUGGUGAACUCAGUAUUUACCUGCAAAGGUUAAAGGAUCAAUACGAAGUGUCAUGUUCUUACCAGGAAGUUGGAGAAAGCCCACGUAUACAUAGAUGUCUAGUAUUAGAUGCAUUGGUUAGUCUUUUUUGUCGAAAAAACAUAUCAGCAGAUACUUUAUGGGAUGGAGGUUGGCUUUUGAGGCAAUUGCUUCCUUAUAGUGAGACCAUGUUUAACGCUCAUCAUCUUCAGUCCCUCAAGGAUUCCUAUAAGGAGUGUUGUAGCCAACUUGCCGAAGAGCAAAGAGGAUCCUGGCCUGAUCUACUCAUACGAGUGAUGUGUGAGGAGUGGAGAAAAUGCAAAAGAGCAAUCGAGGCUUCAUACCCUCGUAAGGAACCCAAGUCCAUGCUCUUCCCGACAAAGAAAUCCUCUUCUAGUGAUGUUAUACUCACAGAAUCAUCUUUUGCUGCUGCUGCAAUGAUGUACGAACGUGUCAAGGUGUUCGUACUUCUUUAUCAGCUCCAAAUUUUCAUAGCGGGUAGAUCUUUACCAGAUCAGCUUCCUAUCCUUCCUCCAGCUGACUUCCGUGAAAUUUCAAGAGCAAAAUCCGCGGGUCUGAGUAUUCUUGGUCCAAAACUGAGCACUGAAAUGAAUCUUGUUGAUUCGGUGCCAUGUAGAAUUGCUUUUGAAAGGGGAAAGGAACGUCACUUUAACUUUUUGGCAACUUCUAUGGGAACUUUGGGAUGGAUAAUCCUUGCAGAGGAAUCACCUCAUAAACCUGGUUAUGGAACCAUUCGUUGUGUUGCCCCUCUAGCCGGAUGUAAUCCAAAAAUAGACGACAGCCAUUCAAAAUGGUUACAUCUUCGAAUCCGUCCACCAACUUUACCCUUAACUGAAACCGCCCGAAACUCCUCCAACCUUAAACUAAGACCAAAAUUAUUGGUUGAUGGAAGAUGGACCCUCGCAUUCAAAGAUGAUGAGGCGUGCAGAUCAGCUUUUACCAUGAUUCAUGAAGAAAUCGACUUGCAAUGCAGUGAAGUAGAGAGAAGACUUAAACCCAUGAUAUCUGGAGAUUUUUGACCUAUUCAGGUCAAAAAGUCAACACAUUGCGUGUUUGGCGUCAUCGUGUUACCCCGUGUAAGCUUUUAAUCAUACAGAUAAUGUGUUGUGUGCGUUCUAAUGCAUGGCCGCCUUUCUGUAAA